AUGGGUCAGUCGCAUUCCAAGAACAACUCUGGCUCGGGCGACUCUUUGCAGUCGUACCCUUCCUUUUCCCGCUCCGACACCAAGGAGUCUCUCCGCUCCCUUCGCGGCUCCAUCCGGUCGAAGAUCCGGAGCAGUGACAGCCCUCGGGCGUCCACCACAGGUCUGUCCCAGGUCGAUAGUCAGACUGAUAAGUCUGAUGCGGGGUCGGUGAGAUCCACUGGCACUGCGAGUCGACCCGGGUCAUCUCUUAAUAGCCCUGGCCCUGAUGGUGACUCUCGUCCCGCUUCUCCCCAGCCCCCGCCAUCUCCAUCCCUGUCGACUAGUCUGAAGCGAGGUCACCAAGAUGUGGAUGCUAUGCAGCAGAGUGGCGAAGUCGACCAUGUGUCCGAUGUCCCUCCUAGCGGGGAGGCCCCUUCAGCGACUCCCGGAAAAGUUGGCGAGUCUAUUCUCAUCAAGCGGGAAAACCAACUCAAUCCUAUCCUGGACUUCAUCUUGAACGCUCCGCUGGAGACAAACGGAUCUCCGGGAAUGGGCAUGGGUGCUCUGAAAUCGAUCGAUCUCGAUGACAUGAUUUCUCGCUUGCUCGAUGCCGGUUACUCUACCAAAGUCACUAAGACGGUGUGUUUGAAGAAUGCAGAGAUCAUGGCAAUCUGUACCGCUGCUCGAGAGCUUUUCCUGAACCAGCCCGCCCUCUUGGAGUUGGCAGCACCUGUCAAGAUUGUCGGAGAUGUUCACGGUCAAUACACAGACCUGAUCAGACUGUUCGAGAUGUGCGGGUUCCCUCCCACGUCCAAUUACCUCUUCCUCGGUGACUACGUCGACCGUGGGAAGCAAAGCUUGGAGACGAUUCUCCUGCUGUUGUGUUAUAAGCUCAAAUACCCCGAGAACUUCUUCCUCUUGCGAGGCAACCAUGAAUGUGCCAAUGUCACUCGGGUGUAUGGGUUCUAUGAUGAAUGUAAACGACGUUGCAACAUCAAAAUCUGGAAGACUUUCAUUGAUACCUUUAACUGUCUCCCGAUUGCUUCUAUUGUCGCUGGCAAGAUCUUCUGUGUUCACGGUGGACUCUCGCCCAGCCUCUCACACAUGGAUGAUAUUCGAGGCAUCGCGCGUCCCACCGACGUGCCCGAUUAUGGCUUGCUGAACGAUCUUCUUUGGAGUGAUCCCGCCGAUAUGGAGGAAGAUUGGGAGCCUAAUGAACGUGGUGUUAGUUAUUGCUUUGGCAAGAAAGUAAUCAUGGAUUUCUUGCAACGCCACGAUUUUGACUUGGUUUGUCGAGCUCACAUGGUUGUCGAGGACGGCUAUGAGUUCUAUCAAGACCGCAUUUUAGUCACGGUUUUUUCUGCUCCCAACUACUGUGGCGAAUUUGAUAAUUGGGGUGCUAUCAUGUCUGUUUCGGACGAGCUGCUUUGCAGUUUUGAGCUACUAAAGCCAUUGGAUUCGACCGCCUUGAAGAACCAUAUUAAGAAGGGUCGGAACAAGCGGAACAGUUUGCUCAACAGUCCUCCUGCAAUGGUAUCGGCGCAAAGCUAUUAG
This is a messenger RNA of Aspergillus wentii DTO 134E9, 1533 nucleotides long. It is a transcript of the gene phzA, whose product is annotated as putative serine/threonine protein phosphatase. Gene Ontology annotation, cellular component: cytoplasm; nucleus. The transcript has 3 exons. NCBI's taxonomy places the organism in Eukaryota, Fungi, Ascomycota, Eurotiomycetes, Eurotiales, Aspergillaceae. The coding region runs from base 1 to 1533 and encodes 510 amino acids. The record is from RefSeq and is a predicted model, not a curated record. Gene Ontology annotation, molecular function: protein serine/threonine phosphatase activity.